Daucus carota subsp. sativus is the source of this 1209-nucleotide messenger RNA. Its product is annotated as ATP-dependent Clp protease proteolytic subunit 2, mitochondrial. The transcript is spliced from 3 exons. Gene Ontology annotation, cellular component: endopeptidase Clp complex. Gene Ontology annotation, biological process: protein quality control for misfolded or incompletely synthesized proteins. Gene Ontology annotation, molecular function: ATPase binding; serine-type endopeptidase activity; ATP-dependent peptidase activity. Lineage: Eukaryota; Viridiplantae; Streptophyta; Magnoliopsida; Apiales; Apiaceae. The record is from RefSeq and is a predicted model, not a curated record. Bases 58 to 792 code for a protein of 244 amino acids.
GAAGAGGCACAGUUCUCCCAAACCCUAACAAAAAUCCCCUUUCUCUCACCGGUCACCAUGCGGACUCUCAUUUCUCGAACGCUGAGUCAACUCAGCGCCGGACUCGCCAACUCAACCGCCGCCGGCCACUCCAAUCACCACCGGAGAUGUUACAGUAACUUGAUUCCGAUGGUAAUCGAGCACUCAUCCCGAGGCGAACGAGCUUACGACAUCUUCUCGCGUCUACUCAAAGAGCGAAUUGUGUACAUCAAUGGACCUAUCUCUGAUAAUACUUCUCAUGUUGUUGUGGCUCAGCUGCUGUUCCUCGAGUCGGAGAAUCCGUCGAAGCCGAUUCAUAUGUAUAUCAAUUCUCCCGGCGGCUCCGUUACUGCAGGUCUUGCAAUAUAUGAUACAAUGCAGUACAUUCGAUCCCCAAUCAAUACAAUAUGCAUUGGUCAAGCUGCAUCAAUGGGUUCUCUCCUCUUAGCUGCUGGUGCGAAGGGUGAGAGGCGGUCUCUUCCUAAUGCCACAGUUAUGGUUCAUCAGCCGUCCGGAGGGUAUAGUGGACAGGCUAAAGAUCUGACCAUUCACACCAAAGAAAUAGUUCGUCUUUGGGAUGCAUUGAAUGCACUGUAUGCAAAGCAUACAGGACAGCCUAUAGAUGUAAUUCAAAAGAACAUGGACCGGGAUUAUUUUAUGACACCACAAGAGGCGAAAGAGUUCGGAAUAAUUGAUGAGGUUAUAGAUGAAAGGCCGAUGGCUCUAGUCACUGAUGCUGUUGGGAAUGAUGGCAAAGAUAAAACCUCUACAUAAAUUCCCAAGGUCUUAGGCUGGUGUCUAACUAACUUCUUGCUGGGAUUAAAUGUUUAUUUAGUUGGAGAAAUUGGGAACAAUUUGGAGACCAGGUUUUUCUGCAAAUCAACUCUGAUGUCAGGUGGUUCAUAAUUUGAAAGGAGAAGAAACAAAGCAUUUCACUUUUUAAUUUUCUCUAUAUUUGUUGCUCUUAUACAUAAUCUAGUUCAUGUUGGCAAGAUCUGAAAUUUAAGCUUGUCGCUUUUGGCAGAAUUAUUGUAUUCAUAUUCACUUGGAUGAGCUGCUAGGCCAGAUUAGAUUUCUUGAUUUUAAUGUCCCAAGAUAAUAAGGGUUCUCUUAAAUUUUCGGUCUUGUACAUGGUUUGUACGGAUGCUGUUAUUGAACAUAACAUCGGAAUUCUUCCCAGUCUUCUGCCGA